Symbiodinium sp. CCMP2456 is the source of this 1014-nucleotide messenger RNA. Lineage: Eukaryota; Dinophyceae; Suessiales; Symbiodiniaceae. The record is from the annotation of a GenBank genome assembly.
AUGGACCCGACCACGCCACUGGCCCAACCGAAGCGCAAGAAGCAAAACAGACCCGUGCGCUUGGAAGACAUCCAGCUGGAGAGGAAUGAGACGAUUCGCAGUUUGUGGACGCAGGGCCUGGUGGGGCAAAGCUUGAACCUGGACGCAGAAAGCGCGCAGAAGGAGUUCAACGAGGACGAAGAGCCUCCAAAGCUCGUCGACUAUUACGACGUGACGGAGGAGCUGGGUCAAGGCUCCUUUGGCACAGCCUACGUCGGCCACUAUCGUGCGACGGGCCUCCUUUGCGCCGUCAAGUUGUUGAACCGAGAGCACGUUGGACAGCACUACCACAAGAAUUUUGUGGAGCGAGACACCGUUUCAUUGCUGCUGCGUAUGUCCAGAGAGUCGUCGCACCCCAACGUUGUGCGGCUGCUCGACACGAUCAUGAGCGAUGCGAAUUUCUUCGUGGUGAUGGAGCUCCUAGAAGGACCGGACUUGUUCGAGCACCUCAGUGUGAAGGGAACGGCCUUGACAGAGGAGCAUGCGAAGUUCAUCAUGCAGAAUUUGCUUUCCGCACUGGCACACAUACACGCGGUGUGCGACGUGGGCUUGAUCCACCGAGAUGUGAAGCCAGAGAACCUGCGCUUCCGCUCCAAGCAUCCGGACUCGGAGCUAGUGCUUGUGGAUUUCGGGCUCUGCUGCCCCGCGACUUCUGCGGAGAAGCGAACCAUCGUCGGCACUUUGCUGUACGUCGCCCCGGAGGUGUUCUCUCGGAAGUACAGCACACAGGCCGAUCUUUGGUCGAUUGGAGUGGUACUUUUCAUCCUGCUCACGGGGCAGCCGCCUUGGAAGCAGAACGUCAACGUCGGCUUCGUGCCGAGCAAAAAGGUCCUCAAUGGCGAGGCGGCGCAAACCGCGCUGACUGCGAAGGAGCUGAACGAUGCGCCCGAGGAUGCCAUCGCGCUCCUCCGAGGACUUUUGGUGAACGACCCAGAUGACCGGCUCAGCGCGAGACAGGCACUGAACUGUCCCUGA